This is a messenger RNA of Juglans microcarpa x Juglans regia, 1444 nucleotides long. Its product is annotated as GEM-like protein 4. The transcript has 4 exons. The record is from RefSeq and is a predicted model, not a curated record. The coding region runs from base 438 to 1094 and encodes 218 amino acids. NCBI's taxonomy places the organism in Eukaryota, Viridiplantae, Streptophyta, Magnoliopsida, Fagales, Juglandaceae.
ACUGUGAAAAUAGGGCAGCAUUCCAACUUCAACCAUCUUAGUCUUGGUUUAUUAAUUUCAUUAAGAGUAAUAUUGAAGUCUUGCAGAACAAGAAUCAACCUUCUGCCGCUUUGGAGAAUUCAGAAUGUGAGAGCAGCACUUUUAUACCAUGUCUUUUCUAAAAGCAACCAAAACAUAAUCCAUAAUCUUUAACAGUCAGCCAUGCAUGCACCUUUAUUUUCCUUGAUGAGCCACAGCUGACUCAUGCAACGAAAAGUUAAGAUCAACCUACCAUUUUAAUCCCUUUAAAUACCUACGAAAACUACAAAGUCUGAUCAACCCAAGUAGCAUUUCUUCCUUGUAUUCUGAUAGUGGAGAACGUUUGAAACCCCUUCCCGCACACAAUUACCAGCUGUUCCAAUUAGAUUAUAAGUGAACUUUUGCGCUAUAUUUCAGACAUGAACAUCUCACUUCAGGAACUUGUUCUUGGAAUGCCAAUCAGCUCAGCAGCCUACAGACUGGAUAGGCCACAGAAGAGAUACUUACCUGAUCCUGCUAGUCAAUACCAUAUUCCAUCACUCAAAAGUAGUGCAGAUUCAGUGCUUAAUAGGAAGAACAAGCUUAGUAAAAAGGGAGACAGUUUUGUGCAUGGAUUCCGAGAGCAUGUGAGACAUGGGCCCAAGAUCUCCGAAACUGUGAAAGGGAAGUUGAGCUUGGGGGCUAGAAUUCUUAAAGUAGGUGGUAUGGAUAGAGUCUUUAAGCGGUUCUUCAGCGUUAAAGAAGGAGAGAAAAUGUUGAAGGCUUCCCAAUGCUAUUUAUCAACCACUGCUGGUCCUAUUGCUGGCCUCCUCUUUAUCUCCACGGAAAAGGUUGCAUUCUGCAGUGAGAGAUCAAUGAAAAUCUCUUCUCCAGAUGGAAAGAUGAUAAGAAUCCAUUACAAGGUCUUGAUUCCACUGAGGAAGAUAGAGAAAGUUGAUCAAAGUGAGAAUGUCAAGAAGCCUUCAGAAAAGUACAUGGAAAUAGUUACAGUAGACAAUUUUGACUUUUGGUUUAUGGGUUUCUUAAAUUAUAAGAAAGCUUUCAGGCAUCUGCAGGAAGCAAUUUCACAAGCUUAGAGGAAUUACUAAUCACUCGAGAAGCAGAAAUGGUCAUUCCCAUCUGCUUCAGAGAUAUAUAUUUUAUGUACAGUUAGGAAAACUUCAAAUGAAAUUUCGGGCAUUGUUUUAAAUUUUGUGGUGACAAAAUGCUGAUCUCUGACUCUUCACAACCAUCGGCUUAACAAUUAAGAGACAAAAAUCAGAUUCUGCUGUGGUCACUGUCAAUUUUGUGAAAUAUUAAUCCUUUUGUUUUUCAUUAAUCCAUGAUGACAAUGAAGGCUGAAUCCGUUUUUGCCCCUUGGUUCAAAUACUGGUAAUCAAUCUAGGCUCAACCUAUGACAAGUGAAAAGGGCUAAUACAUAAACCCU